AUGAAUCCCUACGAAGCAAACCCCGCGAAAAUCCCGCCAACAGACCGGUACGCCGAUGUACCGCUCUAUGGACGUUAUUUCCCUCAGCCUGACGACUUUAAGCCCGACACUAAACACAUAAAUUCCACCUCAAACGAGUCCCUUGCGUACUGGGCUUCGGUGCUGGAGAAGUGCGAUGCGUCUGUACGCAUUUACGAAAAUACAGAUGGCGGCCGCGAUGUAUUUGCGUUAGGAAGCGUUAUCAUUAAAUCAACCCAUCUCAAGCAACGUCUCGAGGGUCGACGAGGGGGUCGAGAUUAUUCAUACGCUGAUUCGAACGAAGUUGAGGCUACUGCUUUGAUAAAUGGCCGUGAUGUUCUUGUACAAGAAAGGAUUCCCGGAGUUGGGCUCAACAUCGCUUGGGACUACAUCUCUCAGAGCCAGAAGGUGUCGUUUAAGCAACAGGCACGAGAUGUUUUACGACGGUUGAAUGCGAUAAAACUGCCGCCUUCUCAAAGUAGUCGAUCCUAUAUCACGCCGGACCCGGACCCUGUCUCUCAUCGAGGCAUUCAAGAGUUGGAGAAUGAGAUAAUUUUCUCGGCCGAAAACAUCGAUCAUGAUCUCGGGUUUAUGCAUAAUGACUUUACUUUGUCUAACUGUAUAGUGGAUAAUGACAAAAUUGUUGGACUUGUUGACUGGGAGAUGGCAGGAUACUUUGGUUGGAAGACUGCAGGGGCUGUUCAUCUCCAGAUCCGGACACCUAAAAGAGAAAAUUAUGCUACGCUUAACUUGCCUGAAGAUUUUCUGAGCGAUAUUCUCUUCUGGAAUGAUCUUUACGAGGAGGAGUGA
Molecule: messenger RNA, 828 nt
Organism: Talaromyces rugulosus
Lineage: Eukaryota; Fungi; Ascomycota; Eurotiomycetes; Eurotiales; Trichocomaceae
Exons: 2
Coding region: 1-828 (275 amino acids)
Source: RefSeq, a predicted model, not a curated record